GAAGUACAAAGGAAAAGGAAUUUUCUCUUUUCAAAUGCCUUAAUUAGUGAUUGCUCAAAGAAGCAUCAUUCAUUAAACUGCAUAAAUAAAGAGAACAUACUAAAGAAGAGGUCUUAAAGUACAAUUUGUCUUUAUAUAUCUACAAUAAUGAAAGAUGCUGAUCUAGUAAAUUAGCUAUUAUUAAAUGUGAAAUAUUAAUGAAUAUAGGGUAGUUAUAAAGCCUAUUCAUGUCGUUUCAUGUCUUUCGUUUUUGUGUAGGUCUUCAAUACAAUCACCUAUUAAUUGGCUCAGUACUAAUGUCAGUAGUAAUGUCUGCUAAUUAUCUGAACAUUUAAGAAAGCUAAAAAAUAUAGUGCAAUUUGUGAAAGAUCGAUAUGUUUUCAAAUAUCGAAAAAUGUAUAAUGUUUGUGGAUCUCUCUAAUAUUGUUUCUAUCGAUAUUAACUAACGUAGAUGUCUGAUAUAUAAAGUUCGUAAAUACAACUUCUUUCGAAAUUUUAUUUCUGAUUAUAAAUAAUUUUAAGUAAGAUGGAGAGAGAUAUAAAUAAUUAUGUAUGUAUUAAUAAACAAGUUUUAAAGUUUGUUGGCCUUUAUCCAACAAAUAUUAUGAGAUAUAUCAUAUGUUUAGUGUUUAUGUUUACCAUUGUUAUACCGCAAACAAUGCAAAUUUAUCAAAAUUGGAACGAUUUGGCUAUAGUAUUGGAAACGAGUUCAGUAUUGUUCACUAUCUUACUUGCCAUAUUAAAAUCAUUGGUUUGGAUAAGCAACAGAAGAAAAAUGGAUUUUUUUAUAGAAUAUAUGUUAACAGAUUAUUGGGAAAUAAUGACGGCAUAUGUUUCGAAACAUACAAAUGUAUAUGCAAUAUAUGUGAGAAAAGGAUUUAUAUUUACUAAAGGAUAUUUAUUCUUAAUUUGUAAUUCUUUAGCAUUUUUCUUUAGUCUACCUAUAAUUGAAAUAUUUGUUACUAUAAUCAAAAAUACCAACGAUAAUAACACAACAAAGCAUUUUCCAUUUAUAGCUUUAUAUCCAGAUAAUUAUUAUAAUUUUCCGAUGUAUGAGAUUAUAUAUCUCUCGCAAAUGAUAGCAACAAGCUUAUGUGGUCUUGUUAUUCUGGGAACUGAUACUUUAAUUGCAACAGCACUAUUUCAUACAUGUGGUCAAUUUAAAGUACUUCAUAAAAAGAUAGAAAAUAUUAACAUUGAAAUUGAUUACAUAAAACAUGCAUACACUGAAGAAAGUAUUGUGCAAAAUAUUAAAUUACAAAUAAUAGCUAUUAUUAAACAUCAUCAUAUAGUUCUUUGGUUUUGUGAUUAUAUGGAAACAAUUUUUAGUUCAAUGUUAUUUCUACAAACAUUAGCUAGUAGUCUCAUAAUGUGUCUAGUAGGUUUCCAAAUUGCAACUGCAAAUAUAACAGCAAGUACAAUCUCUAAAUUUGUUAAAUACAUCUCAUAUUUAAUCAUGGCACUUUUUCAAUUACUGCUUUUUUGCAUUCCUGGUGAUGCUCUGAUAUACGAGAGUUCUAUAAUAAGUAAAAUCAUGUAUAGUACUUGUUGGUAUGAAUUACCAAUUUCAUUUAAAACUGAGAUAUGUUUACUUAUGUUGCGUAGUCAAAAAUCUAAUAAGAUUACCGCAGGAAAAAUUUAUGUAAUGAAUUUGGAGAAUUUUAAUGCGGUGUUGAGCACUGCUAUCUCAUAUUUUAUGCUACUUCGAAGUUUUAAUUUAGAUGAAACUAACGUCCAAUUAUAAUUGAAUGAAGUUGCAUGAUUGCAUAAUAGAUUAUAUAUAUUAACUAAGAAUUAUAAUAUUU
Messenger RNA from Nylanderia fulva, 1805 nucleotides. Its product is annotated as odorant receptor 13a-like. Gene Ontology annotation, molecular function: odorant binding; olfactory receptor activity. Gene Ontology annotation, biological process: sensory perception of smell; detection of chemical stimulus involved in sensory perception of smell. Lineage: Eukaryota; Metazoa; Arthropoda; Insecta; Hymenoptera; Formicidae. Gene Ontology annotation, cellular component: plasma membrane. The record is from RefSeq and is a predicted model, not a curated record.